AUGCGAGUUUUUUUCCCACGGUUGAACAGCGAGACACCUUGCAAUGCCCGAUGGAGCACAAUAUCCGGUAUACUCAAUCAAACUCAAACCAUCAUAUCGACCAUAACAGCGACAGUAGCACUUGCGUACCUCUUCCCCGAUAGAAUUCUGUCAUGCAACCUAGAUCAACAAUGGCAGGUGUUCUUCCAGUCGAAGAAUUCGCACGCUAUCCGCUCAAUCCAAGAUGAGUUCCGAUGCUGCGGUCUUAGAAGCCUUCGUGACAGGGCAUGGCCAUUCAAAGACCGAGACCACGGGGAUAACGCGUGCCAGGUGCAGCUGGGAUAUCAGAGGAGCUGCUUUGUUCCUUGGAGGGAGCACCAGCAGAGUACGUCUUGGAUGGUUUUUGCGGCGGCGGUUCUUGUUUUCGCAGUCAAGAUCGCUUUCAUUCGGCUUUCCGGCGAUCGAGCAAGCUGGAUGAGCGCACGAUCGACCAACAGGAGGCCUGAUUACCAGCAGAUUUCACCCCCAGGGGCACAGGACGAAGGAGACAGCGAGAACGGUGUUUCCGGGGAGACGCGGAGGACAUUCUUACCUCAGUCUAACACCGAGUACAGAAACGACUGGGAGAUAAACUAA
Molecule: messenger RNA, 615 nt
Organism: Penicillium brevicompactum
Lineage: Eukaryota; Fungi; Ascomycota; Eurotiomycetes; Eurotiales; Aspergillaceae
Exons: 2
Coding region: 1-615 (204 amino acids)
Cellular component (GO): membrane
Source: RefSeq, a predicted model, not a curated record